GUAAAACCAGCCUUCGAAGAGUUUUGCCGACCGACGAUGAAAUGUGCAGAUGUUAUCAUUCCAAGGGGUGGUGAAAAUGAUGUGGCUAUUGAAUUAAUUGUACAGCACAUCCAGAACGCGAAAAACACAACCCAACUCUCCCCAUUCCGAUUUCAGCAAGUGGAACAGGCUCCCGCCAAUGGUGAACGAGAAGAGUGCUUAAGCGAUCCUGGGGUGUACGCAUGA
Cylicostephanus goldi is the source of this 225-nucleotide messenger RNA. The record is from the annotation of a GenBank genome assembly. Lineage: Eukaryota; Metazoa; Nematoda; Chromadorea; Rhabditida; Strongylidae.